Molecule: messenger RNA, 4249 nt
Organism: Xenopus laevis (African clawed frog)
Lineage: Eukaryota; Metazoa; Chordata; Amphibia; Anura; Pipidae
Gene: gsg1.L
Product: germ cell associated 1 L homeolog
Source: RefSeq, a predicted model, not a curated record
GAGUGUGAGCCUCCUUCUGUAUAUAUAUAAUUGUUCUGAAAGUACCUGCACUCUUCCUUUCGCAAUCCGAGGUGAGUGCUAUUGUCAAAUAUAGUAUACAGCCUUCAAAAUGGACCAGCACUCCAGAAAUUUUUCAAUCACAAUGAUUUUAUUCAAACAUCACUUCUGUGUCCAACGUUUCGGCCCACAUUAGGGCCAAGGAUAAAGGCCCUAAUAUAUAUGUAUAUAUAUAUAUAUAUACACACAGCAGGAUGAUGUUUGUGAAGGGGGUAAACCCAGGAACUCCCUUUUGACACAAAACAGUUAAAUAGAGAAUCUGAAAUAUUAGUAGCACAGAUAACAAUAUAUGCAGAACCAAUCCUUAGAAGGGUUUAGGUACGAACAGCUGCAACUUGAUUAGUUUGUGGAUUAGGAACCUCCAUUACUGUGCAGCAGAUGUUAAUGAUUUGCCAGCAGUGACUUGCAUUGGUCUCUGAGCUGUGGGAUUAGGCUGGUACUAUGAAGGUAUUAUAAGAUGUUGUUGUAUGUACACAAUUUCUUGCAGCACUGCGUUUGAAAGCCACACACAUUGUGGAAGCACCAUUUCUGUGUGCAGCAUGCAUCUCACUUCUAGAGUCGCCACUGCACGCUUUUUGCAGAAGACAGCAUCGAUGGAGCUGGCAGAGGUUGUCCAGUGGCGUCGAGCUAUUCUGGCUGUGAGCCUAAACCUCAUAGCUCUUGCACUUUCCACCACUGCCCUUCUCAGUAGCUACUGGUGUGAAGGCACCCAGAAGGUCCCAAAGCCUCUUUGUGGCAAAGGAAAAGUAACCAAGUGCAUUGUGGUCCCUAUUCCUGUGGAAAGCACUAAUGCUUCCGGGCAGAAUGAGGUGCAGUACAGCUGGGAGACAGGAGAUGACAGAUUUGCUUUUCGCUAUUUUCAUACAGGAAUCUGGUACUCCUGUGAGGAGAACAUACUGGGUACAGAUGAAAAGUGUAGAAGUUUCCUAGAAUUAACCCCACCUGCCGAGAGAGGGAUCCUGUGGCUUUCACUGGGCUCGGAAUUAGUGUACAUCAUUCUGCUAGUCAUUAGCUUUGGGCUCUUACUGCUGGAGAUAUUUUACACCGGGAACCCUGUGUGCGGCAUGAAGCUAAAUGCCUUUGCUGCAGUGUCCUCUGUUCUUUCAGGUCUCCUCGGGAUGGUGGCUCACAUGAUGUAUACCCAGGUCUUCCAAGCCACAGUCAGUCUUGGGCCAGAAGAUUGGAGGCCUCAUUCCUGGGAAUAUGGAUGGGCUUUUUACACUGCCUGGGCGUCUUUUACCUGUUGCAUGGCUUCUGCUGUUACCACUCUGAAUACAUACACUAAGACCCUGCUUGAAUUUCGCAGAAAUCAUAAGGCCUUUGAGCAAAACUUGAAAGAACACACCUGCUUUCUGAACCACAAGCAAAUGAGCUUCUAUGUGGAGAAGCCUAUCAACUCGCUGUCAGAGAGUGUUGACUUUUACUCAGAGCUUCAGAAGAAGGUCCUGCUUAGAGACCAUUCAAUAGAUCUGGAGGAUGUAGAGGAAUCUUUGGAGGAUGAGCACUGCUAAAUUCACUUUUGUCCUAUAAAACUAUAUUUUUACACUGGGGACUGGGUUGUAUUGUAGGAACUUCGUAGCUAUGAUGGAGGAAGAGUUACAUAUACAAAUUAGUUAUAACCUAUUUGAGUUUUAAAUUACACAUAUGCUUUACUGUAUAUAGAAUGUUUAAAUGGCUCUGCUUCAGUGGGAAGCUUUUCAUUCUUCAUAUUCUAACAAUGAGGAACGCCACUGCUUUGCUGGGACCCUCCUGACUCAGCAGGAAUUAUUAUAUCACUUUGUUGAAAGAUCAUAUACAUUUCUAGAUGAAGGUUAAUGGGGUUGUUCACCUUUGACUUAACUUUUAGUAUAAUGUAGAGAGUGAUAUUCUGAGACAAUUUGCGAUUGGUUUUCAUUUUCAUUAUUUAUGGUUUUUGAGUUAUUUAGCUUUUUAUUCAGAUGCUCUCCAGUUUGCAAUAACAGCAAUAUGGUUGCUAGGGUGAAAAUUACAUUAAACAUAUUUUCCCUUUGCUAAUAAAUGGCACCACGUUGCAUUCGUAACAAUAUAUGUUUUUAACUUACUUAUUUAAUCACUUAAAGGAGCAGUAAAACCAAGAAAAAAUAUUCAUUUUUCCUAUUUCCAUGCACACCAAAAGGUUUUCUUUGUAUUAGAAGUUUUUUUUUAAUUGCACUGAAUAUUCUAUCUGUUCUGCUGUGUCGCCUAAACGUAUCAGUUGCACUAGUUAUUAAAUACACAAAUAGGUGAACUCCCUUUUCAUACUGACUAAAUAUAACCCAGUGCCCCUUUAUAGCCGUGAUACAACAACACACACACAGACAAUUGGAUGAGCAAGAAUUGUAUUUAAUUUCUUGGAGACAUAUAAUAUUGUAUCAAAAUAUUUACAAUUAGCAUAAAAUACAUGUUAAUUCCAUUCCACAAAAAGCAAUAGCCCCAUGACCUUUAGUUAUAUUUAUAUAUAUACAAUUUCCAUUAGUAAAAGUGUAAUUGUAAAGACAAAAGCUAUUUAUCCCAUAUACGUAAAAAGAACCUUAAGUUGUGACUGCUAUUUGAGAGGAUUACUGAAACAGAAUUUACAAGGCUAGGCUACGGAGAUAUCUAUCUAUCAUGGAAGAAAAGUGUCUAACUGACCAUCUUCUUUUUGUAUAUACUCUUGUAAGAUAUAAUAUGUAUUGCGCAAACUGUAAAUUAUUUUAUUAUAUAUCAUCCUUUAUAUGUGAACUGAAAGUAAGUAAACUUCAUAAAUGUUGUGUUGGCUCUCUGGUAGUUGUGCAACGUAAUAUUUUAAACUGAGGCUGGCCCUAACAUUAGAGAGGGAUAUCAGCGUGGACAUGGGUCAGAAUUGCAGAGAAGCUCAAAAACAGCCUGGCAUAGCAUGGAAAACUAGGCUUUGUUUGUGCUUUAAAAAUACCUAAACAUUUAUGGGCGGUGUAAGGGGAAACAAGGCAUGAGUCUGUCAUGGAGGGUUUACUUGGUUACCUGGGGAAGGAAACAAGGACAUUGGUUGCACAUACAGCAAUAACUAAGUAUUGGUAAGGCAAGUAAGCACAAGACAUGGGUCAGGUAUGUAGAGACAAAAAUAUAUUGGUAGAGUGGGCAAGAGACCAUGGUAAGACACAUAGGGACACCUAGUCACUGGUAUGGCAGAUAGGGGAAGCAAGGGAUGGGGGUGGAAGCUAAAGGGACAAGUAGGCUUUUGUAGUACAGACAGGGAAUACAAUCCAUGGAUUAAGUUUACAGGGGCACAGUGACAAUCAGUCAUGUGCAAGGCAGGCAUGGACAAGCAGAGAUACAAAGGGAUAAUAGACAUGGAUAGGGCAGAUUGGGACAGCCAAGUAAGUAACAAAUUGCUAUGGCCAUAAUGAGAUAAGGGCAUAAUCAUUUUUUACUGUAGGAAGUCUGUUCCCAGUACAAUAUACUCAGCCAUAUGUUUUCUCUUAUCUCAGUUCGUCUCCUUGUAACUGAUGGGAAUUCAUGUAACUCAAUAUUCUCACUGCAUGUCCAUUGUGUUUGUGUUGUUAGUGCACUGCAUGAUCUCUUGGCACACUCAUGGCUGGAGCUAUGAUCUGAACACUCAGUUGACAUAUGAUUUUCCUUGAGGUCACAUAAAGGUAUUGUGGAUGGAAAAAUGUAAUUGUGAGCUUCUUUUUGAAUAAGAUUUAUUUUAGCACAAGUCAGAUAUUGGACAUUGGAUAGAUGUCAAACUCUUGUUAUAUAGCUGUGCUGAUAAUAUUGCUGCCCCUUCCAGAUUUUUGGGCCUCCCAAUACCAUAGUUCAGAAAUGGAAAUACACUUUUUUUCAUAUACUUUUUAUUCUACAGACAUUAAUUUCUGUUAGCCUUUCACAUUAUUUCCUGCUCUUGUUAUCACUCCAAAAUAAUACCAUUCCAAAACGUUGUUUAUAACGUGUUACAAACAGAAGAGUAAUAUAAUUAUUUGGUCCAUUGUGGAAAUUACUGAAAGGCAUUUCACUGAGAGUGGCUUCUUAACCAUAAAAUGUGCUCAGUGGUAGAAUAAAGAGAAAUAGAAUUAAUUUUCACAUUGGGGGUAUCUUAAUUUUUCAGCAACACAAAAAUAAAUGGGAUUUGUUCACAGGUUAUAAAAUCAGUGCCCACAUUUAUCAGCACAAACAUUGCUCCAGGUCAAUGGCCAAACAUCAUAUGCCAUAUAUUGUGCAUUUUACCAAUACUUGUGAA